Messenger RNA from Penicillium canariense, 1071 nucleotides. RefSeq lists its product as uncharacterized. The record is from RefSeq and is a predicted model, not a curated record. The transcript has a single exon. Bases 1 to 1071 code for a protein of 356 amino acids. Lineage: Eukaryota; Fungi; Ascomycota; Eurotiomycetes; Eurotiales; Aspergillaceae. Gene Ontology annotation, molecular function: glycosyltransferase activity. Gene Ontology annotation, biological process: protein N-linked glycosylation.
AUGGUUCAAACUGGGCACCGAGAGGAUUUUAUGAGCAAGAAGCUCUUUGCUUUUUGUCUCUUUUCAAUUGGAAUCACUAUCUUCCUCCUGGUCGGCUCUCCAGCCCCGCCAUCACCAGAGGAGCUCAAUGAUGCACCCGCACCAGGCCUUCGCCCGGUGACAUACCAUGGUCAUCACGCCAUCAGUAUUUUCCUAGCUUCCCGAUCCAACCAGGAAGACCGAAGUGACAACGAAGACGGAUACUUUGUGAGUGUGCGGACGCUCAUUUACCAGUUGCUCCAUUCUCCAGACACCAAGCUUCAGAACCCAGUCCCCGUCGUGGUACUUGUGCCAAAGCAUGUUAAGGAGAGCAAGGUUCAGACCCUGAGACAUGAUGGAGCUAUCGUUGUGGAGGUUGAGGAUGUCACACACAACACGCCCAUUGCUGCUGAACGCUGGACUUCUAUGGCAACAAAACUGCACAUCUUCGAUCCUGCCGUCGUGCCCUACGAGAAGGUUCUAUUCAUGGAUGCAGAUAUGGUCUUGACCCGCCCCAUCGACAAGAUCUUCCAAGAAUUCAGCACCGAGCUCAGCCCUAUUACCAACACUACCCAAGCUGAAGCUGAGGUCGGCCCUCUUCCCGAGCAAUACAUUCUGGCAGCUUCUCCCGAAUCACACCGGAAGGACCAUACGUAUCCGUUCCUCGACUCGGAUCAUACCGCGAGCACAUUUAACAGUGGCUUGUUUAUAUAUUCGCCCUCUGUGGAGAUCUUCCAGUACUACAUGACGCUUGUGGACCAUCCUGAACUCUACUACACCGGCGUUCCAGAUCAGGAUCUUCUCAACUACGCGCACCGCUGGGGCGGGCCGAUGGCGUGGAAGCGCCUGCACUGGUCCUGGUAUAUCAACGAGCCCAACGACAACGACUUUCAAGGCAAAAUGGCCUUGCUGCAUACCAAAUGGUGGGAACAGGGAACUUCCAUUUCCAAAGACGCCGUCGAGCAGUUUGCCUUUGCACGUAGGUGGGAAAUGGAGGGAUACUGGAAGGGCAGGAAUGAUAAGCGCAACACGCCCAAGUUUCGACGGCUCUAG